Messenger RNA from Leguminivora glycinivorella, 666 nucleotides. RefSeq lists its product as uncharacterized. The coding region runs from base 16 to 609 and encodes 197 amino acids. The record is from RefSeq and is a predicted model, not a curated record. Lineage: Eukaryota; Metazoa; Arthropoda; Insecta; Lepidoptera; Tortricidae. The transcript is spliced from 6 exons.
UCAGAUCACAAACGUAUGUUGAGAGACAUCUCUGAGAUAUUCCUCGCUUUCCUGUGCUAUAAAGAUAGCUUAUACGUCCCCGAGUGCGACACAAUGAAUCCGGGUCCGAAAGAAACAAACGCGCUCCGAUGGAUCAACAAGAUCAAGGAUACGGGGAGUUGUUACCGCAUCAUAUUAGAGAAAAAGAUGAGCUAUUAUCUUGCCAGGCCAUACUGCGACAAAUUCGGCGCCGAGCUGCUGGUGAUCGACAACGAAGUGGAACACGCGGUGGUGAAAGACAUCCUCUCCGAGGUGGACUACCGCCUUAAAGAGAACCAGUUUUUCUUCACGGAUCUAUUUCGUGAAAAUGAUUAUCGAGUUGAUUGGAAAUGCAAUUGUCAUUUGUUUCAAACCAGAUAUAACGAGAGUAUCCACGAAGUCGGGUAUGAGCCGUGGGCGGAGGGCAAGAACUUUCUGACCAAGAGCCAGUGGGACGACGCGGCGAUCAUCGUGCGUGCCAGCGACGGCAUGUACGACGAGACAAUCGUGGAGAAGGCGUGGUAUCAAUGGAGUUAUCCCGAACGUAAACCGUUUUGUGAGAAGAGAAUAACACCACCGCCGUUUUACUGACACGUGAACGCUGGCGAGGGACGGCUGCGCACAAACAAAUAAAACGUUACCAUCUUA